Molecule: messenger RNA, 1548 nt
Organism: Capronia epimyces CBS 606.96
Lineage: Eukaryota; Fungi; Ascomycota; Eurotiomycetes; Chaetothyriales; Herpotrichiellaceae
Product: oligosaccharyl transferase complex subunit OST4
Exons: 2
Coding region: 1-1548 (515 amino acids)
Cellular component (GO): oligosaccharyltransferase complex; membrane
Source: RefSeq, a predicted model, not a curated record
AUGCGAUUCUCGUCGGUGGUGAGCGCGGUCUUCGGACUGUGCAUCGGGACCACUUUGUCUUCCGCGGAACAAUCUAACCUUACCACACCUCAAUCGACGCAGAGGAUACUGGCGGGCGACUUCAAGCCUGCGCCUGUCUUCGAAAACACGAACCUUGUCCGCACGAUCAACCUCGAGAAAGGCUAUGUCAGAGAGACCACCAACGUACUUGUGACGAACAUCGACAAGAGCCCCCAAUCGGAGUACUAUAUUCCCUUUGAUUCUGACCUGGUUGGCAAGAUUGGCGGGUUCGACGCCCGGGAUAAGAAGCAGGCCGCGAGAGGACAGUUGGAAGUGAGCAUUGCUGCUCUGGCCGAUGUGCUGGAUGCACAAACCCCCUCUUCCAAAUCGAUCCAUUACUACAUCAUCCAUCUCACCGAGCCCUUGCAACCCAAGGACGCCGUCACGCUCUCGAUUUCCUACCACAUCCAGGGAGCUCUGAAGCCGCUCCCGGUGUCCAUCAAACAGGAUGAAAAGCAAUACCUCACGUACAACUUCUCCGCCUACGUUCCCACCGUGUACCCGACCAUCAAACAAAAGACCAAGGUCAAAUUCCCUUCAGCAGAUGUCCCCAAAUACACGACCACAACGGGCUUGACCUCAGCCUCCGAUCCAGAAAAACAAGGAUCUUCGCUCACUUACGGACCUUACGACACGCCCAAAAUCCCCCCCGGUACAGUGUACCCUGUGGCGGUGCGCUACGAAUUCAACAAGCCGCUUUUGACAUGCAGCCUGCUGGAACGAGAUGUGGAAGUCUCCCACUGGGGCGGCAACCUCGCGACCGAAGAACGAUAUUGGCUUCACCACGACGGCGCCAAGCUGGCAAACCACUUCUCUCGUGUGGCGUACAGCACGCAGAAUUACUACAUCAACGCGGGACAGAUGACGACCUCUGCACUACGAGAACUGAAGGUCCCUUUGAAGCCAGGCAGCGUUGACGCAUACUUCACCGACGAGAUCGGCAAUGUCUCAACAUCCCGCUUCCGACCCAACUCCAUCCGCGAGGCCAGUCUUGAACUCAAGCCCCGGUACCCACUGUUUGGCGGGUGGAAUUAUACCUUCCGGAUCGGCUGGAACAACGACCUGUCCUCGUCCCUGCGCAAACUCCAGACUCCUCCCGACACGUACAUACUCUCUGUACCGUUGAUUGAAGGUCCCAAGAACCUCGAGGGAAUCCAGUACGAGAAACUCGUUUUCCGCGUUAUUCUGCCCGAAGGUGCCACCAAUGUCAAAUACCAAACGCAUGGCGGCACGGGCGUGCCGUCUCUGCAUGCUGAGCACAGUCUGCACAAAACAUUCAUGGACACGCUUGGCCGUACAGAGCUCAAGCUUACAACGACCAAUGUCGUCGAUGAGGCGAGAGAUGUCACUAUCCUGGUUACCUAUCAGUAUUCAUUCCUUGCGGGAUUGAGGAAGCCGUUCACAGUCUUUGCCGGGGUGGCGGUGGUUUUUGUCGUAGCGUUCCUGGUGGGCAGAGUCGACACUAGCAUUGGGAAGAGGAAGAAAUGA